Cladophialophora psammophila CBS 110553 is the source of this 729-nucleotide messenger RNA. RefSeq lists its product as uncharacterized. Gene Ontology annotation, cellular component: mitochondrial inner membrane. Gene Ontology annotation, biological process: mitochondrial respiratory chain complex IV assembly. The record is from RefSeq and is a predicted model, not a curated record. The transcript has a single exon. Bases 1 to 729 code for a protein of 242 amino acids. NCBI's taxonomy places the organism in Eukaryota, Fungi, Ascomycota, Eurotiomycetes, Chaetothyriales, Herpotrichiellaceae.
AUGGGUGCCAGAAAGCUCCUCACAGUCCCCUCCCAGUACAGCUUCUCGCAGCUUCACAGCCUCCCGCUCUCGCUCCGGCACUCGAUACGGCAAACGUACCAUGCGCACGAUUCCCUCUCGUCGAUCUCCUACACCCCCAGACUCGGUAAUGGUGUAUGCCGCGCAUUGUCAUACUCGUCCUCGACGUCAGCAUCCCCUCCUUCUUCGCAACACAUCGCCGCCGACCGGAUCGUGCGGCCUCUCGUGCCUCCGCCGCGCGAAGGCUCAGGCCCGCUUCUCGCCCGCCGUCCCGACCGCGCCUUGCCUGACCUGCCGCGGCCGAUCUCAGUCUGGCUCAAGACGCUGCCUGUGUUCAUCGUGCUCGUGACCAUCACCUCGCUCGCCAUCUUCAACUACGAAAAGUCCUCCUCGUCGACCAUCAACUCGAUCCUCUACGCCCUGCGCACCAGCGACCACGCCCGCGAGCUGCUGGGCGACGAAAUCUACUUCGCGAGCAAAGUGCCCUGGAUCAGCGGCGAAUUGUCGCCCAUGCAGGGCACGAUUGACAUCAGCUUUUGGGUCAAGGGGACAAAGGGGAAGGCAAAGACAAAGUUUGUCAGUGUGCGGCGAUCCCGGGGCGGGUAUUUCGAGACGUUGGAGUGGAGUUUACAAAUGGAGGAUGGAACCGUAGUCCAGUUAUUAGAGAAGGAGGGAACAAGAGAUCCCUUGGAGGGGCAGAGGUUUGAUUGA